AGAACUACUUGCCAAACAGUUGGUGGGAGCAGGCUAUCGCCAGUUAUCCCCGAUACCUCAUCCCUGGGAAGCUUAGUCAGGAUCAACGAGUCGAUCUCUCAAGAUCUAUCAGAGCCGUUUGACGAACUUAGUGACGAGUCGUAGAUUCUCUAAACAAGCAUCGCGAAGUACCCGUCGGACCAGUUGAGCAGUAGCGUGACGAGCAGUAUGAACUGACCUCGUCAAUUGACCGUCCGAAAAGAAGACCAUUAGAAGUUGCGACACGAGUUGUAUACUCGGCACGGACGUAAUUUCGACUUUUCACACGUGUUUUUCAUAUCGCGAUCAUCGACGGGACAUCGUAAUUGAACAGUUUAAAGCGUGAGAUUGUGGGGGAGCAAUGAAAGGACCGUCAAAGUCGUUCUUACCAAAGUACUACGAUACCGUUCAGUGAGGUGCGAUAGUGGCGUUCGUAGUAUUCGGUGUCGAGGAAACUCGUCCGAAUUACCUUCCCUCGGCGGCUCGGACUAGCUGAGAUGACGAUUACUAUUAAUACGCCGAUGAUGCGACCAUGCUUCACCACAUAUUCUUUCCAAGGUAAUUGACAACAAUUUUUAACAAAGAAAUUUUGGCCAUCCAUUUUCAUCGUAUACAGAGUAUUUCAGAAUCUAUCAUGCUGUCCGUCUUAACAAAAAACGCAGGAUAUAAUGAUCUCGGUACGAUACCAGGACAAGGUCGUGUGAAUCAGCUUGGCGGUGUCUUCAUCAAUGGACGACCACUACCCAAUCAUAUCAGGCUCAAGAUAGUCGAGAUGGCCGCGUCGGGUAUCAGGCCUUGCGUUAUAUCGAGGCAGCUACGCGUGUCCCAUGGUUGCGUCUCGAAGAUCUUGAAUCGCUAUCAGGAGACUGGGAGUAUUCGACCCGGCGUAAUCGGCGGCAGCAAACCGCGAGUUGCAACACCUGAAGUGGAAGCGAAGAUCGAAGAGUACAAGCGCGAGAACCCGAGCGUCUUCUCCUGGGAAAUUCGAGAUAGAUUGGUCAAAGACGGCAUCUGUGAGAAAGCAAACGCGCCCAGUGUAUCCGCGAUUUCUCGACUGAUCAGAGGUCGUGACAACGAAGACGAUGCGAGAGUUGGAGAAGUUAAGACAAGUUCUGGCUCCGACUGUGACAGCGAGCCGGGCAUUACUUUGAAGAGGAAGCAACGCAGAAGCAGGACGACUUUCACGGCUCACCAGCUGGACGAGUUGGAGAAGGCUUUCGAGAGGACCCAGUAUCCUGACAUUUACACCAGAGAGGAACUUGCUCAAAGGACAAAAUUAACGGAAGCCAGGAUACAAGUUUGGUUUAGCAACAGGCGAGCCAGGCUUCGCAAGCAGGUCUCUUCAACAUCUAAUGGAUACACUCCCAUGACGUACUCAACGCCAUACAUGCUUCACUCGUCGGCACCACCUCAUCCUCACGCUGCAGCAGCCGUGCCACCUGUUCAUCCGCAUCCUCAUGCCCAUUCUCAGAAUUUAUCAGAUGGGGCGUUUCCAACUAACCAAGUUGCCGAUCUAUAUCCCCAUCAUUCGGCGAUGUCUCAACAAUUAGUGGCGAAUCCCCCACGACUACCGUCGUCCAUUGCAUCCGCUCCACCUUAUAGCUUCGCGACUGCAUCAGCUUAUCAUCCUGCCGCAUUACUGCCAGCAUCGUCCGCAGUUACUCCUAUGAGUCACCAAGUGUCUCCCGUACCCUCUACCUCGUCCACCUUUCAAGCUGGCAGUCAUCAUCAGCUGCCACCGACUCCGAAUUCUCUCGUCACUAUGAUGGGACCAAAUUCCGGCAACUCAAAUUCUGUUCCCGAGCAGCUGAAUGCGCCAGAGUUGCCAAUCAAUCCAGUCUCGCCCGUACAACAACAACAACAGCAACAACAGCAGCAUCAGCAGCAAACCAGUCAAGAAAACGUGACGCCAUCGUGGAACGCUGCGAUCACCAGCGGCGCUAGGAUGAACCUCUCAAGUCCGCCGAUGAGUCUUCAGCAACCUCACGCUUACAAUGCUCAUCAGGCUCAUCAGGCUUUCGCUAGUUCUUAUAGCGCUCAAGGCUUCCAGCAACAAUCGAGGCCAACAAGUGCCUAUUGGUUUUGAAGUUUAAUUACAACGAUACCGUAAGAUGAGAUUACUUUGUGACUGUAGGGGUUACUUUGUGACACAGUGAAUAUUAGUCAAUAGUGAUAAUUAUCACUAUUGACCAAUAUUCACUGUGUCACAAAAUAACCCCUACAGUCACAAAGUAACUCCAUCUUACAGUAUAAAUUUUCGGACACUUGGUGAAAAUAUCAGACUUUGAGCUUAUGGAAGACAAUUAACAUAAACAAGUUUUGUCCCUCUUUUGAAGAGAAGCAGUGACUACAGAGGAAAUAUGAAUAAACGGAUGAGUAUUUUUAGAAAUAAUACGAUUGGUAAUUGUAAAUGCAAAAAUUACCUUUAAAUGAUUAAUUAAAAAGUUAAUCAGAUGCCUUAGUAUAAUUAUGUAGAUUUACUAUCCACAAAGAAAAUAAUAAGAAAUGAUAAAGAACUUUCUUGUAUAGAAUAAUGAUAAUGUGUAGAAACGUACCGCUUGUGUAAAAGAAGACCGUGACAAAAGGGAAAGGAAUAACUAAAAUCUAAACGCGUUCAUGUAUAUAUGAUUGUUAACGCAGUAUUAAGUUUAUAAAAAUAUCGUGUGAGAUAAAAAUUAAUAUUACGAAUGCUCGACGUAACUUUAAAAAAUGAUACUUUUCUCAUGUCUAAGAUAGUACAAAAGUUAUACUUUAUGAAAUAAUUAAAUUUAAGUAGAUAUUUACUAACUACUCUGUAUAUAUAUUAUGUAUAUAUAUGUUAUAUGUCAUAUUUUUAAAUUCAAAAUUAUUUCAUAGAAAAAAUCGUGUUUGUUUACGAUACAUUCAUCGUAAAAAAGUAGAAACGCCCACGCACAUGUACAUACAUUACAUAUACUCCCUUUUAUCGGUUCUUCUUAUAUCUUCGUUUCUCUUUUUCUUCUUCGUUUACAUUUAUGUAUGUUUUUAUUUCAGAUCGCUCCGCAAUGCAUUAUAUAUUACGAUGUAACUAAAAAUUUAUAUUUUAACCUACAUGCACUUUGAUUGUAUUUUUAGGCUUAGAAUGUUCAACAAUCUUAAAUUUUACUGCGCGCCACGCGCGCGCGACAAAAGUAAAAUAUAUAAGAUUAUAACUUUUUUAUUUUAUUUAAACACUUAACCUACCGGUAGCUAUUAACCAGUGUGAAAACCUAUCAAUACGCUUUUGUCAAAACGAUAUUGUUGGAAAAGAUAUUGUUUAUUAAUUCAAAAUUAUUUAAUUAUACAAUCAUAUAAUUUGCUCGCAAAAUACGAUGUAAAAUAUGCAGUUAAAAAUUGCACUUGCAUCUGUUAUUUUAUGCGUAAAUAUCAGUUUUAUCUUGCGGUUGAAAUUAAUUAAUUCGUAUUGUAUCAUAAUGCAUGUAUGUUAAUACACAGUUACGAAAUAAAGACUUACACGAAAUCUA
Molecule: messenger RNA, 3500 nt
Organism: Odontomachus brunneus
Lineage: Eukaryota; Metazoa; Arthropoda; Insecta; Hymenoptera; Formicidae
Product: protein gooseberry-like
Exons: 6
Coding region: 653-2104 (483 amino acids)
Biological process (GO): regulation of transcription by RNA polymerase II; anatomical structure development
Molecular function (GO): DNA-binding transcription factor activity, RNA polymerase II-specific; RNA polymerase II cis-regulatory region sequence-specific DNA binding
Source: RefSeq, a predicted model, not a curated record